GAGGUUUACGCGAGACACCAGAUCUUCGUGAUAAAAGAGCCGUUUCUGAGCGAUAUUUUCCGAUUUAAAUUCCGAGAGUUUGUACAAUGCUUCGACACGUACGUCAACAAUAUGUCUGGAGGAUGUUCUGCAGGAAAAACGAUGCAGAAAAAACUACAGUAUCUGAAGGAGGGCUACGAGACGAAGUUCACUGAUCUGAAGGAGAGGAUUCUGGAAGACAUGAAGUCUUGCGUCCAGAGAGACGGCAUAGGUACCCCUAUGUAUCGAAAAACAGUCGUACAGAUGGGAGACAUGUACAGAAAAGAAAUGGAUGGACUGAUUGCUGAAUUUCGCGUCAAAUGCUCUGACGUCACAGCCGAGUUUAAGAAAAACAAAUAUGGGGAACGUGAAAAUCCCAUCCGGGAGAAAACUCCCACUUCUGAGAAACUUGAUGUGGAGCUUAAAAGACUGUUGGAUUACUACUGGAAAAAUGUUGUUACACCGUUACUCCGCAAGUUCCAUUUCUAUUUAGAGGAAACUCUCUGUUUGACCUUUCGGGCGCCCUCUGUCGAGGGGCAACAUGUUGAGGAGGUGUUGCACUCACUACAGAUUGCCAAGCGGCGCUUUGGGGACGCCCUUUGGCACGCUCGACGGGACUCUAAGCGCCAUAUGUUGGAGGCGUUUCAACAUACUAGCCCAGGUUCUCCUGAAUUUUCCCAAGCAGCAUCGGACAUCUUGGAGGAGUGGCAGGAGAACAUGACGCCGCACAUGAGAAGAUUCACAGAGGAACUGAGCGAUGUCGACUCUGAAAUUGAAAGACUUUACGUCCAGAAAAGACUUCAUAGGGAGAAAAUGCCGAAAGAUGACUGGGUUGACGUAGGCAACAUUCGCAUUGGGAAGAUAUUCGACAACGUCAUUUCCCCGCUAACAGUCGAUUACGGGUCUUGCCUCGAGGACCUGAGCGAACUUGAUUGCGCAGACGACACGGCAGAGGGCAAGUUCAAGGUAGAGGCUUUUUUGAAACUAAAGAACAUCCGGAAAAAACUGGAGGAGACCGUCUUCCGACUGAAAUCGAGCCUCAAGUUGGAUACGGUGAAAGAAAAACUUAGCACGGAAGACCUCGGCAAUCUGAUCGAAAGGUACUGUCAAAAAUUGAGGCCCUUUGCGAAAGAGUUCAAGAGUCAAAUGAGACAAAUUAACAAGAAGAUGGAAGACAUCAAUAAAAACCAUGGACUUCAUGGACGGCGGGAGUGGUCGACGGGUUCAUCGUCUCCUUGGCACUUCAAAAUGAAGGACGAGCUAGCUGAAGUCUUGACCAGCAUUCCAAAAAUUCUCGAUAUCAAAAAUGUCAAUAUCACAGAACCGUACUUGGACGACAUGUUUCGCCAGUGUUACAGAAGAUGGGUCGUAGAUUUUAAUAAUAUAGUUAGCCAACUUCUUCAAUUGAAAGUUGAAUCUGCUGAUGAUAUAAAGCGGGAAGACGCUCUGGCGGGUCUCAAGGAUUGUAUCCGAGAAUUUGGAGAGCAAUUAAAAUAUGCCAAAGAGGAAACUUUUCAUUCACUCACUCCAAUUGACGAAAAUUCUGAGGAGUAUGAAAAGUGUGUCCGCGAGUUAAUUGAAAAGACGCAAAGAAAACUCAAUGAUCUUCACAAUGGGUUGAAUUCUAAGCUAUAUACUAUCAGAAAACCUCUUUUCAACAGCAGUAAACCCAUCAAAUCCAUUCUCUUUGAAACGCAGCCCCAUGAUGAUUUAACCAAUUUGCUUCGCGAGUAUUGGAGAAUAAAUGUUAUACCAUUAGUUCAAAAGUAUCAUGGACUUUUGGAAGAUAUUAUUUGUCUGCCAGAAGAGACGGACAGAUCACAGACGAAUAAUAUUACGCAUACAUUAAAAUUAGGAAAACGCAAACUCGGUGACUUAUUGUGGAAUGCGCGGCUAGUUGCGUUAAAUGAUAUGUCUAUUGCGUGCCGGAAAAGUGAGACCGAAUCAGAGGAAAAUUCAUCGCAUAGUACUGAACUUGAUAAAUAUUCAUCUCACGGUAUCAAUCUUCAAGAAUAUGUAUCCACAGAGAAGGAAAUUUUUGAGGAUUUCCGGGGAAAUGUUGAGCCCAGCCUCAAAACGUUUGGUGAUGAGCUUGAGAGAAAUAAUGGAGCCUUACAAGAUAUCUACAAGCGCAUGAAUUUUGAUCAACCUUCAAGACUUCAACUUGGAUUAGAACCAAAAUCGUACGUUUUGUCGACCCUAAAUGACUCGAGACUCAUGAAAAUCUUUGACACGCCGAUUUCUAUCCUAAUUUUGGAGUAUGAUGAUAAUUUGGAGGAAUUGUGCAAACUUCAGGCGAAUGAUAACUCUCACAAAAACUCGAGUAAAAACAUUUUGGAUAGGCUUAAGAGAACUCGCGAUUUUUUUCGGAACGCCAUCAACACUGCCAUGAAAAAGUUUAAAGAUAAACUAGAUAAAAUAAAGAUUAAAUCUAAUGGGAUUCGUGAUCUUAUCGUGGAAAUGAAAGGCGAUCUUUUGAGUCACACGAACGAAUUUAAGACGCAUCUGAAUGAAAUUAAUAAUCAUUUGGCGUCAUUUUACCAUGGAAAAGUUCCAAUUCUUCCGAAAAUCAAUGUUUGUUGGUCACCUUGGCAACUUCCAUCAGCCCAAAUAAAUAAUAUGCCUCCCAAUGACCGCAACAAUGUAACUCCAGAAAAUAAACAGCCUUUGAGCCAAAAUAUACCCUCUUCAGGAACUUCAAGGGGGAAGUAUAUGUUCAAGGGAAGCAUGAUUCAAGAACCUGAAAUUUAUGACUGCUUCCAAGUGAGGUACUGGAAAAGUAUUGAUGACUUUGAUACUAUUCUAUGCCGAAUGGAAAGUGUAGAAUGUCAGCGUGAAUCAUCGCUGUACAUGAUAAAAAAAGACACAAUGAUGCGGCUUGUUUCACUGCGAAAUGACUAUCAGAAAGAUGAUGUUGGUUUGCGGAAACUGGCAGAUGCUGAUGUUGGAGCGCUCGGUGAAAAGUAUGCGGUAGGAUCAGACAGAUACCGAAAAUUGCUGCCAAAAAUUCGUGAAAAGUACGAAAAGAGGCUGACCGAAGUACAAAAAAUGCUUUAUUCAAAGCUAGCUCGCUUUAAGGAUACAGUGAAAGAAAAAUUCCCGGAAGUAUCAUCAAAUAGAGUUCAUCAAGAGCAUCAUUUAUCAAAAUUGAAUGAAUAUCUUACGUAUUUGCUGAGUUAUUACUGGCGAGAGGAUAUAUUACCAAGGGUAUGCAAGUACUUGAAUUAUUUAGAAGAGAUCAAUCAUCUAAAUUUUAAUAGCCCGAAGGGAGAAACUGAGAUAAUAUACAGACUCCUUCGAGCCCUUCAAAUGGCAAAGCGUCUAUUAGGGGAUGAAAUUAUGUCCCAACGCCGUUCCGUUUUAAGAACACUGGUAAACAAUCAGAAUAAACUUGGUAGAAAUUCCCUCGAAUACGUCAAAAUUCUGGAAAGAAUGAAAAACACUUGGCGAAGGAAUAUGGCACCAAGGAUGAAGUGUUUUGAUAACACGCUAUCUACAGUCAAAAAGGAGCUCAAACAAUUUUGUCGAGAAGAUCUCAAAUCAUCCUUUGACAAAAGGUUAGAAGUCGAUUAUAAUCGUUUGAGUAAAUUUUUUGAUGAUAAUGUAAUAACCCUUUUGAUCGACUGUGAUUACAUUUUGGAAACUCUUCCUGACUUUGCCUUUGAUACACAAAUUUCUCAGAGUCGAAUUAGGUCAGAAUUCCUGCUACCACUACGGCAGAUGAUGGAGAACUUUUGGAGGGAGUGUGAUAAAUUAAACAAUAAACUCAACACUGAUCACGCACACAAUUUCACCACUCGAAUAAUGUUUGAGAAAGUUUAUGAUGACUAUUCAUCGAAAGUAGCAGCGUUGACUGCUGCCUCAAGAUUAACUUUAAAUGAAAUAAAGAAUUCACUACGUAAGUUAAGAGGAAAAGAACACCCGACGUUUGAGGAAACUACGUCAAAAGUGUGGCUCCCUCCUUCAAAAUAUAUACCAUUGUUACCUUCUCGUGAUACCCAAAAUGUGUCUCACGGAUAUUUUAAAGGAGGGCCAACAAUGGAUCAAUCAAAAAACUCUAAAAACCAGUACCUCGUCACAGGUAACACUUCAAAAAUAAAGAAAUUGUCUGGAAAUGAAUUCAAUCCUAAACAUAAGGCACAGGCGGUUUUGAAACCCAAAGAGCGUGUGGCAAAGAAAAUAUUCAAUGACAUUCCUAUUUUUGUCGAGCCUAGAUUAGAUGACGUGUUCCGACAUUGUUACAGGGAGAACGUUAAAUACUUAGAAUCUUUCCUUAGUGGUCUCAAGGAUAUCCAAUGCAAAAAAAAUACGCCACAGUACGAGGCGAUUCAACUCGCGAUGAAUAAUUUGAGCAAGGUGUUCAUCUAUUUCACGAAAACAUUAGCAAAUAUGAAGGAAACAGCUGCCAUCGAUUUGUCUAAAAUCCUGAAUAACUGCAAACCCAAUUCUCGAGACUACUGGCAACAGGUGUCACGGCUUCUAGAUGAAUAUAAAAAACAUCUUAAAAAUGUAGAAGAUGAUUUUAAAUCCCAAAUGAAAUCUCUUGAAAGUGAUACAUGGGGUGUACAUCACAAAAGUGAUUCAAAAGGAUCAGAAUCAGAUCGACAUAACGGUUUGGGUAACAUCGAAUUCAACGAACUUUUGAGUUCUAUUUUAACCGUGGAAUUAGCACCAUUACUCCAAUCCCUUCAAUGCUGGCAAGAGGAAAUGCUAAUAUUCAUGACACUUGAAAAAUCAAACAUGAAUAAUACCCUUUACCCAUUAUUUAUAGAACUACUUCGAGAAAAACGUCGUCUCAGUGAUUACCUAUGGCAAGAAAUGCAUGACUUUUUCAAAGAACCAGGACGCUAUAGGGCCAAUAAUCAUGAAAACUAUGAUGAGCACAGUCAUAUCUAUGCUGACUUAUUAAAUGCAUUGAGGAGAAAAAUGUCCAAAUUCAUUUUUAAAUUCAAGGAUAAAAUGGCUCGUAUUGAAAAAGAUUUCUCAAAAAUCCUGACGCGUGGUGAUAUUGAACGAAGUAGGUUCUUAAAGCUCAGGGAAAUGAACAUUCAAGAUGACCGAUUCGAAGAGAUUUUUGAAAACGCUAUUUUUGUGUCUUUGGUCGAAUGUGAUGGUACAUUGGAAAGCCUCGGCGCAAUAGUUUUCAACGAUGAAAGUUCCGGGUGUGAACUUCUUGAAAAAUUCGUAUUAAGUCACGAUAAUUUCAUAAAAGAGUUAGAGCGUUUGAAAUCCGAGCUGCAGCGUAAAUGUAAUAACAAAAAACGAAAGGAUCUGCUUAAAAUCAAAAGUGUUUACAACUGUAUGAUUGAUAAUUUGUUACAAAACUUCCAAGUGGAUUUGUAUCAUAUUGGAAGCUCGAUUAGAGCUCUUAAUAAGAAAUUAUGCAUCCCAGAGAGCCCGUAUUUAUCAUCGAAGUAUUUGAUGCCUUGGUGCUCUGCAGGCGAAACAGGUACGGGUCGAAAGCUUCUCAGUUCACCGACGAGUGUCAAUCAACAUGGCAUGCACGAAGAAACGACAUCGGAGGAGAAAAAUUUUCCAGAAAAAUAUGCGCGUGUUUUGGGAAGUGCGUCCGAGAAGUCGCACCCUAAAAAUCAAUCUUCAACACUGGAAUCUCACACUUCAAACCAGGUCGAGUUUUCGGAGCCGUUCAUCAGCGAUACUUUUCAAGAUGACUAUAGGGUUGCACUUACCAGUUACGAUAAAAUAAUAAAGUUUUUAAGAAGGCUCGACUCAAUCUCCGAGCAUUCUGUCAAAGAUUCCCUCGAUCUGGUGGAGACUGCUUUCAAAGAAUAUAAGCGAAAAUCCUUCAUCCUGAAAGAUAAAAUAGCGGCUAAGCUGAUCGAGGUUUGCCAAUCAUUGGAGGUUGACUCACAAGAAUACAGAAGCAAAAUUUCUGCUCUUUUGAAGGAGAUCAAAGAGAAACUAAAAAUUAUUCACGACACUUUUGACAAAGAGUUACAUGAGGUUCGAGAGCCAGUUAAAUCAAAUCCGUCAGUUUCAACUGGGAGUAAAUCCGAUAAUCUCCUUUCCAAAGUCGAUUCAGAACUGACAAAUCUCCUCAGCAUCUAUUGGAAAACUGACAUUCUUCCAAGAAUCCUUAGAUUUCAUCGAUGUUUGGAGGGGAUCAAUACCUUGAUACUCAAAUUGAACCCACCUGACCUGAAAGACAUCUACAAGUUGCUGCGAUCCUUGCAGGCGGCUAAAAGGAAAUACGGUGACGUUCUAUGGCAUGCAAGACGAGAAUUUAUCAAAGAAGUGGAGAACAAGAUGAAAGUGGUCCCCACUUUGGAGUAUUCGAGUACUUUCGACAAGAUAAAAACAUCGUGGCGAAAUAAACUGACGCUGGAGCUGAGCGGAUUCUCACGCGAGCUCGAGGGGACAGAGAAGUCACUGGACGAAGUUUACCGACGGCGUAACAUCGAGAAACCAGCGUCUGCAACAUCGAUUAAGGUAGAAGCCAGCAUGUUCCGGCUGGACAACAAGCGACUCGGGAGAGCCUUCUGCGACGCGUUUUCGGUGUUAAUCGUCGAGUACGACUGCAGGCUGGACGAUCUGAGCAAACUCAUCCUGGAUGCAAACAGCACUGAAUGGCGAUCCAAGUCGGACGCUUUCUGUAAACUCCUCAAUGCUUGGUCGGGCCUCUUCUCGUCCAUCCUCAAGAUCAAAGAAGAACUCAUCGAUACCGCAAAUCCCAACUCGACCUCGAUCUUGGAAUCAGCGAAGCUUUUCCGGUCUAAACUCAAAGCGCCGUUGGCUGCAUUCCGGUCCUUACUUAUCAGUGUCGAUUCUACCCUCGGAGGUCUUGCCGCCAAGCUGGGUCUUUGUUUCCGACAGUAUUCCACGAGCGUCCCUCUUUCACCUUGGCGAAUUCGAAUCCAAACGGACGAGAUGCAAACCGACAGUUCGGAUGUCAUCAAAGCCGUUGCAAAUACAAUGUUGUAGAGAGAGAGAGAGACAAUGUAUGUAAGAGACCUUAACAGGGCUGGAUUAACGAUUUUACCGCUGUGGACACGCGGAAAUUCCCCCCCCCCUCCCAAAAAAUAUGGAAAAUCUGACCACUGUAAGAUGCAAUUUCAGCCCAUUUUUUACUUAAAAAUUUCCAAAAAUGAGGCUGUAAUUUUUUUAGCUUUUAAUCCAAGUUUUACUAUGGGUUUAUUGUUUAAUCAAGAACUUAAUUUUAGAUGAUUUUAAAGAAUAAACUCAUUUGUGUAUAGGGAUGUUGUCACCAUCGCAAACUUAUAACUAAACGAAUCGAACACAAUAAAACUAUGGCAUUUUACUCGGUAAAACACGAACGCGUUUCGAAAAUAACGAGCGAUAAAUAAACUAAAUUGAACCAAAUUCACUAGGCCCCCGGUGGCGGCACGCGGCAGACGUACAGGUGUUUACAAAACAAUACGGGAGUCAGUCAACUGCCAAAACAAAUCACUGCUCCAGACAGGGACUUGGUACUGAGAGAGGGGUGAGGGGAGCGGCGGCGAGGCGCUUGCGCGUGCUGAAAAUCGUGUCAGGUGGCGCGGCGCAAGGAGGUGGUGCGAAGAUACAACAGUGCUUGCGGUCGCGAAAAUUUGCCGCUGUACGACACAGCCCUUCUCCUGCUGACGAGACUGCCAUUUCCUUUGGGACCGUCCAUAAAUUACGUCACCUAUUUGUCCGAUUUCUUGAUCCCACCCUCCACCCCAGGCGAGUGACGUAAUGUUUUGGACGGCCUCUUCUCUCUAAUUUAAGUUAUAUUUUCCGGUCAAAUUUUCAGGGGCGGCACUUUUUUUUUUUUUUUUUUUUUUUUUUUUUUUUUUUU
Molecule: messenger RNA, 7816 nt
Organism: Bemisia tabaci
Lineage: Eukaryota; Metazoa; Arthropoda; Insecta; Hemiptera; Aleyrodidae
Source: RefSeq, a predicted model, not a curated record